Canis lupus familiaris (dog) is the source of this 1334-nucleotide messenger RNA. RefSeq names its product ral guanine nucleotide dissociation stimulator-like. The transcript has 8 exons. Bases 1 to 1170 code for a protein of 389 amino acids. The record is from RefSeq and is a predicted model, not a curated record. Lineage: Eukaryota; Metazoa; Chordata; Mammalia; Carnivora; Canidae.
AUGCACAGUGUGCAGGGCGGCUGCGGGCAGAGCCAGGCAGGGCGAGGCAGCCAGAGGAGCUCCCAGGCUAAGAGGGGCCACAUUUGGGUGAUGGAGCUGUCCCUGCUGAUUUGGCAAGAAGCCGAGCAGAGGAAGGGCCUGCUCCACAGGUUCCCCAGGAGACCCCAGGAGGGGCAGAAGCGCACCUGGAAGGAAGACACGGAAUCUUGUGACUAUGUGAGGGAGACCAACACGAAAUGGCUGGAAUCUGAUCUCCAGCCUGAGAGCAGAAAGAUCAGGGUCCCGCUCUUCAAGCUCCACCCGGGACGUGGGGCGCGAGCGGGAGGAAGGGGUCGUCUGCCCCACGCCUCCAGGAGCAGGGAGGUGCCCUGCGCAGCUAACAGAGGCCAGCGCGGGCUCAGGGGUGCUGGGGCCGCGGCCAGGAAGGGGCAUCAGAUUGUCCCGAAGAAGCUCAGCCGGACGGAGCUGCUGGGGCACGAAGACCGACAACUGCUGCUCGCCUUGCAGCGCAGGGACGUCAUCUCCAUUUGCAGCUUCUUAGACGACUAUCGUGGAUUCGCCACCACGGAGGAGGUGCUGGACCUGCUGUUCACCGAAUAUGGGUACAUCGUAGCUGCAUGUGGUGACGACGACACGGUCCAGCGUUGGAAACUGGCCAUCUCCUGCAUGCUGGAAAUAUGGCUGGAUUAUUAUGGGGACGACUUUUGUCAGCUCCCCGAAUUUCCCUCCCUUAUGAAAAUUCUGCAAUUCGUAAGACAGCACAUGCCAGGUUCAGACGUGGAACUCCGUGCCCGGCGUAACCUCCAGCAAUUCAGACGCCUCCAUACAGUGGAGCCAGAGGCUGGGGCUUCAGCCCAAGGAAAACACCCUGAAGCAGCUCAGGAGCAAGUCCCAGCUCUGACCGUGGGGACUGCUGCCCCGUCGGGGCCUGCGGGGAUCCAGGCCGUCCCGGCUGCUGGGGCUGAGGGCUCGGCCCGCGCUGAAGCGCCCGCUGGGGAGGUGAAGCCCCUGCAGAUAGUGGUCACUGCUCUAGUUCACUGCUCAGCCCUGGAGGAGCCCCCUGCACCCGCGGCCACCCCAGAGGAGGAGCAGGCCCCGGCACCUGCAAUCGGGGUCCCCAGAGUGCCAGAGCCGCCACCUGCAUCUGGAACAACUGGCUUCGACCCCUGAGCUCGCCCCAGCUCCCAACGCAGGGCUCGUGGUGGCUGCAGCCCAACGGAGGCUUGCCCUCCCCUGGCAUUUCACUGUUUCUAUAUUUUCCAUUUUUCUUUAACCUUUAACCUGUAUAAUGGCUUAUGAGUUUUAUUGUAAUAAAGGAUAAGUUAACUUCACAC